Solanum stenotomum is the source of this 1840-nucleotide messenger RNA. RefSeq names its product zinc finger protein ZAT4-like. The record is from RefSeq and is a predicted model, not a curated record. Lineage: Eukaryota; Viridiplantae; Streptophyta; Magnoliopsida; Solanales; Solanaceae. The transcript has a single exon. Bases 178 to 1749 code for a protein of 523 amino acids.
CUACUAAUAAUAAUAACAAGAACAACAACCCAUGCAACUUUUCUUGUUUUCUUUAUCCAUAUUAAUUAUCCUCAUAAUAAUUCACUCUCACUUUUCUUCUUUAUAUUGUCUUUUAAUUUCUUACACAUAGUUGACUAAAUUAACUAGUGUUAAGGUCUUUUUUUAUUUGUUAUAGUCAUGGCUUGUGUUGAUGAAGAACAAAAGCCAAGUUUUAAGCAUUAUUGUAGAGUUUGCAAGAAGGGUUUCAUGUGUGGGAGAGCUCUAGGUGGACAUAUGAGAGCUCAUGGUAUUGGAGAUGAUAGAGCAAAUAUGGAUGAUGAUGAUGAUGAUGAUGAAGCUAGUGAUUGGGAAGAAAACCAUGGUGAUAAUAAGAGGAUGUACCAAUUAAGAGCAAACCCUAAUAGGUUAAAGAGCACUAGGGUAUGUGAAAAUUGUGGAAAAGAAUUCUUGUCAUGGAAAUCUUUUCUUGAACAUGGUAAAUAUUGUGGCUCUGAUGAUGCUUAUGAUGAUCAUUCCUUGGUAUCAUCACCUUGUUCUGAUGGUGAGGAAUAUAAUAUUGGUGAAAGAAAAGGUUAUGGUUGGUCUAAAAGGAAAAGGUCCUUGAGGACUAAAGUUGGAACUUUUACUUCAUCUUAUAAUACUAAUAAUACUUAUUCAAGUGAACAAGAAGAUCUUCUUCUUGCAAAAUGGCUUAUAGAUUUAGCUAAUUCAAGGGUGGACCCAUUAACCAUCGAGCCAGAAGAGUCAUGCGCCUCUGCUAGUAAAGACGAGGAGAAGCGGAACCCUAUAAUGACCUACCUUAGUACUUCCGGCCUCAUGAACCAAGACAAAGAUCUUGAACAUCAUAGAAAAAGUGACUUUUUCAUCUUACCUAGUUUGGACGAGGCUAAAGUGGCUCCCAAAGGAUUAUUUGAAUGUAAAGCAUGCAAGAAAGUAUUCAAUUCUCACCAAGCCCUAGGUGGGCAUAGGGCAAGUCACAAGAAGGUUAAAGGAUGUUAUGCAGCCAAACAAGAUCAAUUAGAUGAUAAUAAUACACAUGAUCAAGAUAAUUACUUUAAAGGUUCAAAGUCAUCAUCUUAUAAUUACCAAUUUGAACAAGGGUCCUCAUUAACAGGAGCUUCAAGAAAAAAAUCAAAAGUACAUGAAUGUUCAAUAUGCCAUAGAGUUUUCUCAACAGGACAAGCUUUAGGUGGCCACAAAAGGUGUCAUUGGAUCACUUCUAACUCUCAAGAUUCCUCUAUCUUCACACCAAAAUUUCAUUUUCACAAUCCCCUUAAGCAAAUUAAUGAAAGAUCAACAUUGGAGAAUCAAGAUCCAUUGGAUCUUAACAUUCCACCAAAUGAUCAAAACAUGUCAAGAAUAAGGCAAGAACCUUGGAAAAUAAUCAAUCCGUUUGAGGUCUCCACAGAUAUACACAUGCAUCCAUGGAGUAGUACAAAUAGUGAUCAUACAAAAAAAGAAACAAAAGAUGAUGUUGUUCACCACAACAAUAAUGAUCAACCCCGCGAAGAAAACGAGGAUGACAACUUCAAGAACAAGAACAACAACAAUAACAAUACUAACAAAAACAACAAUGUCCGUCAAGAUAAUGCAACACAAAUCAAUGUAGAAGAUGAUGAUGAAGCAGAUAGUAAGUUGAAGUUAGCAAAACUAAGUGAUCUAAAUGAUAUCAAUACUAGUUCAGCUAAUCAUUCACAAUGGUUACAAGUUGGUAUUGGUCCAACAAAUAAGGUUGAGGCUGACUCAUAAUCUAUUUGCAUUUUUUUUCCUCUUCUUUUGUUUUUUGUUUUCUCUUUUUUCACCAGGGUAUAUAUUUCUAUGCACAUAUUGUAAUUAAAAU